GGAACAGCAUGGAGGCAGGUCUUCCAUGAAGCUAACCUAAGCCAGCUAGCUAACAAGUCAGCCUCCCAAACAUUGCCAAGAACAUGACCUGUUCUUAAUAGACAACGACAGCAAGAGCAAGGAUACCAGAAGCUGAUUCUUUGGCCUUGGUCGAUUGGAUUGCAGAGCCAAUUAGCUAGGUAGCAGUGAUGGCGGCGCAUUUGCCGUCUUUCUGUUCUCGUCAUGCCAGCAUGGCGGUGGCGGCGGCGCUGAUGAUUGUAAUGGCGACGGAGGCUCCGGCAGGCGUGGCGCUGCUGAAGGACGACAUUGGAUUCAUGUGGGGCCCGGACCACAGCUUCUUCUACGACGACGGCAACGCGCUCGCGCUGUGCCUGGAGAAGUCCCACGGCUCGGGGUUCCGCUCCAACGCCGCCAACCUCUACGCCCGCUACGACAUCGACGUGAAGCUCGUCGCCAACGACUCGGCCGGCACCGUCACCACGGUCUACCUGACGACGGACGACGUGCGGCCGGGGUACCAUGACGAGGUGGACAUGGAGUUCCUGGGCAACGUCACCGGCGAGCCGUACACGCUGCACACGAACAUCUUCGUGAACAGCGUCGGCAACCGCGAGCAGCAAUUCCGGCUCUGGUUCGACCCCACCAAGGAAUUCCACACCUACUCCGUCGAAUGGACGCCCAAGAACAUCAUAUUCCUCAUCGACGGCACGCCGAUCCGCGUGUACAAGCACGAGCCCUCGCUCGGCGGGACGUUCCCGACGCAGCGGCACAUGCGGCUGGACGGGAGCCUGUGGAACGCCGACGACUGGGCGACGCAGGGCGGCCGCGUCAAGACGGACUGGACGCGUGCUCCCUUCUACGCCUACUACCGCAACUUCCGAGUCACGCCGUGCGCGCCGUCGUCCCCGUCUGGCGUCGCGUCGUGUAGCGAUGAGCCGCCGGCGCCAGCGGUGCUGCAAAAGGUGCGAGCGGAGCAUCUGCUCUACGACUACUGCGAGGAUCAGAACCGGUUCAAGGACACGGGGCUCCCUAAGGAAUGUACCGCAGACUAGAUGAAGCCCUACCAAUUAAUAGUGUGAUUAGACAUGGGCAUAGUUCAUCGAAACAGAGAAAUCGAUCCGAAAUCAAAACCAAAAGAAAUGAUAUACGGAGUACAUGAAUUAUGAUUCACUUGUAUUGUAUAACUAUAUUUCAUUUAUGUCUGAUGUCUCACAUUGAUUUGCUAUGUAUUUAUUUACUGUAUUACUAUUAUUCUCUUAUCAAUUAUUGUUAUUUAAAAUA
This is a messenger RNA of Zea mays, 1281 nucleotides long. Its product is annotated as xyloglucan endotransglucosylase/hydrolase 2. The record is from RefSeq and is a predicted model, not a curated record. Gene Ontology annotation, biological process: xyloglucan metabolic process; cell wall biogenesis. Lineage: Eukaryota; Viridiplantae; Streptophyta; Magnoliopsida; Poales; Poaceae. Gene Ontology annotation, cellular component: cell wall; apoplast. The transcript is spliced from 3 exons. Gene Ontology annotation, molecular function: hydrolase activity, hydrolyzing O-glycosyl compounds; xyloglucan:xyloglucosyl transferase activity. The coding region runs from base 189 to 1052 and encodes 287 amino acids.